This is a messenger RNA of Pseudocercospora fijiensis CIRAD86, 1359 nucleotides long. RefSeq lists its product as uncharacterized. Gene Ontology annotation, molecular function: nucleic acid binding. The record is from RefSeq and is a predicted model, not a curated record. Lineage: Eukaryota; Fungi; Ascomycota; Dothideomycetes; Mycosphaerellales; Mycosphaerellaceae. Bases 81 to 1175 code for a protein of 364 amino acids. The transcript has a single exon.
CGACAGUGAAGCGGAUAGCAGACACGUGCUACGGUGUCAGCACGAUCUGCGUGACUCAGGCGAAGUUGGAGAAGCGUGAUAUGAGCCUGUUCUCUAAUCUUGCAAUGAAGCAGAACUUGAAGCAUGCAUCUGGCCACAACCACCGUGUGCAGCUGAAAGAAGGUCAGUCUGCGUUCUCGGUGAUCUCUUCAAACACUCUGGUGAUCGGCGUCGACGUCGUUCACCCUGGCGGUUAUCAUCCAUCAAUCGCGGCAAUGGUCGGCAGCGUCGAUGAAGAAUUUGCAACCUUCCCAGGACACAUUCGUCUCCAGCCAGCUCGCGCAGAGAUCCUGACACAGGAGAACAUGCGAGACAUGGCGAAAGCCUGCAUCGAAGCUUACAAGGCUCGACGAGGGUUUUAUCCAUCUCGAAUCCUCUACUAUCGUGAUGGAGUCAGCGACGAUCAAUGCCACGAUGUUGUCACACGCGAGCUACCAGAGAUCGAGCGUGCUGCGCCUGCGGGCAUGGCUGCACCAUCCAUUGUAGCAAUUGUGGUCGGAAAGCGUCACAACACUCGGUUCUUCCCGCCUGACGACAGCAUGACUUACAAGGACAGGAAUGGCAAAGCUCCAGCAACUCUCAGUCCUGGCGAUGUCCAACGAGCACGAGCCAGUAAUCCGAAGAAACCCAAUUACCCAAACGCCAUGAAUGGCAACAUUACUCCCGGUCUACUUGUCGACUCAGUCAUUACGCAGCCACAGAUGCCUGGCGGAGGUGGUUACCGAGACUUCUUCCUACAAUCUCAUGCGGCUCUCGCUGGUACCGCAAGAUCGGCUCACUAUAUUGUCGUUCGCAACGACCCGGCUGCCAAACUCACCCCAGCCCACUUACAGCGACUCAGCUACCAUUUCUGCUUCAACUAUGCCCGUGCCUCCAAAGUCGUAUCGUACUGCGCACCAGCAUACUAUGCCGACAGGCUUUGCGACCGUGUCCAUCACUAUUACCGACACUUCAUCGAGUCUGAGGGUCUCACUUGGGAGAAGACCGCUCAAGAAAUCCGAGCUGGUGAUCAAGGCGAGACGACAUUCCGCCAACGAGUGCGGGACGAGGUUGCAACACACCCAAACUGGCACACGGAUCGGCGCACCAAUAAUCCUUGGGUGUCGAACUUCAGCGACCACAUGUUUUGGCUUUAAGGAGGAGGCGAGAAGGAUGCAUGGAUGUGAGAGAUAUUGAGAUCUUGAGAUCUUGGCGCAUACAGGUCAUGCUGGCUGUCAUUUGCUGCGUUCCUGUACAAUCCUGCACGGGAAGAGUCAUGGCUCAAUUCGGUGUUUAUUGUUCAUAGAAUCUUGUAGCAAAACUUGGGCUAGCUGUCGGAAC